AUGCCCAAGCUCUUUGAUGCCUUGGGUGAUCUUACCCAAGGUGCACGUGUCGCCGCCGACACGGCUGUAUGGCUAGGCCGUUAUGCUAAACGGCAGUACAACAGCGGCAAGAAUGGCGUCUGUCUCCUGUGCAACAACCUCCAGCCAGCGAACCAUGAAAACACAUUCGUUUGGACGAGUUCUGGCGCCCAAAAGAUUGAUCGGUUUGGUCAAUCUGGCAAGGCAAUGGACAAGGGCUACGCUCUGGCUUUACUACUGGAGAACUUGUCGACGAAGGAACUACUUCGAAGCCGAGAGAUUGACCCCAGGACUGGCACGUUCGCAAGGGACUGCAAGUACUGCCGCUUGAUCUGUGAGGUAUUCGAUGCCUUCUUCAUUGAUGAGUGGAUGAGCUGGGUUACCGAAACCAAGAACAGUAUGCCCGUCAGCUUCGGUCUGAUGAUAAGGCAGGGUGCGCCGUUGAUCGUGACAACCAUCGGAUUUGUACACGACAAGUAUCUGAAAGAUGCCCGUGCAGAUGUCGAAAUCUACUGCAACUCGGCUUUUCCACCGAGCCUUGCACCGGGUCUGCCAGCACUGGGUCCAGCAAAUAUCCGGCAAGCAGACAGUAGUUCUGCCGCCAGCAUGUGGUUCAUCAAGGACUGCGUGUGGGAAUGUUGGGGCAAGCACCCGGCUUGUCAUAAUGUCGCCCGCACCUUCAUACCCACGCGACUCUUGUACGUUGGAAAAGAGGACACGGAUCUCCGUUUGUGUGAAACUUCCACUUGGAAAGACCCGGUUGCCUAUGCGGCUUUGAGUCACUGCUGGGGUGGAGGUACACCACUCUCGUUAACAAAAGACUACUUGGAGGACUUCAAAAGGCGCGUUGACUUCUCUAAGCUACCAAACACAUUCAAAGAUGCCGUCACUGUGGCACGAGAGCUGCAACUGUCUUACCUCUGGAUUGAUUCCCUCUGCAUCAUACAAGACAAAGAGGACAAAACAGACUGGCAGAAGGAGGCGGCGCGGAUGGCAGAUGUCUACAGUCAGGCCUUCAUUGUUGUCACAACCGCCUCGUCCCCAAAUCCAGAGACACCAGUCAUAGGACCGAGAGAAGAGGAGUGGCUACCGAAAACAUUCAAGUUUACGGCCCAUCACGACACACUGACAGGGGAUGACGUCCUCAUCGAGGCACGCAAGCGACACAUUUUGGCAGCCCCGCUCGAGCAAGGAUUACUUGAACCACCUUUCACUAGCUCAUGGGCCACGCUCAAACGCAUUGGACCGCUGUAUAACCGCGGGUGGUGUUUUCAGGAAUCGUACCUGGCGACUCGGAAUCUCCAUUUCACCCCAGGCGCAAUUGUCUUUGAGUGUAAAACACAUAGGCGCAGUGAAGACCAGCUGCCUCCGUACCCUUCCACCGUGCCAGGAACCGUUGGCAUUGUGGAUCCUGCUGAACAGUGGCGGAUGAUAGUGAAGUCCUUCACGUCCCGCCAGUUGACAUUCGGAACUGACAAGAUGCCGGCUAUUGGCGGAGCAGCUAGUGCAAUGCCGCAGGCGCGUACGAGCCGAUAUCUCGCUGGUCUUUGGUCGGAGUCGCUGCUCUUGGACCUUAUGUGGCAGGUGAUGCCAUGGCUGGUCUUGUCUGGACAGGAGAGCCAGUCGCUUGCUUACGAGGAUGGGAACGGAGGGCCACCGACAUGGUCAUGGGCUUCGAUCAAUUGGGGUGUGGUUUGGUCUCCGCUAAAGUCACCACAGCUAGUGGCCACAGUUUUGGAUGCUCAAACGAGCGUUGAGGGAGUGAAUCCCUAUGGGAAAGUGUCAUAUGGCGCGAUCAGGCUGCGAGGAAGACUUAGGCGAUGUCAGCUGAAGUCCAACAGCGCAUUGGAUCACGACGCUUUCUACACGCAGGUGGACGGUACCAACUGCAGGCCGCAGCAUUAUCGUACCGAUGGGCCACUUUCAUACGAGAAAGAGGCUGGCCAAUACGGAACUUUUGUUCGAAGAGGUCGUGCAGGGCCGUACACGAAUGAUCUGCAGACGACAGCAGUAGUGUUCCUCAUAGCUUGCAGUCCGCUUGUUGGACACAUAGGUAAGCAAUAUGCAGGCCUGGUUCUGGGAACCUCGCCACGAUUUCCUACAUGUAUGGAACGGGUUGGAGCAAUCUUCGGGUUACCUAAGCAUUGGUACGACAGCGCGGAGGACUCAGAAGUUACCAUAGUCUAG
Neoarthrinium moseri is the source of this 2205-nucleotide messenger RNA. RefSeq lists its product as uncharacterized. The coding region runs from base 1 to 2205 and encodes 734 amino acids. Lineage: Eukaryota; Fungi; Ascomycota; Sordariomycetes; Amphisphaeriales; Apiosporaceae. The transcript has a single exon. The record is from RefSeq and is a predicted model, not a curated record.